AUGCAAGCAUUGAAGGAGAAUCGUCCCGCUGUUAUGUGGUCGGUUCUGAUCUCCAUGACUAUUAUUAUGGAAGGAUACGAUACCAUCCUCAUGGGCAAUUUUUUUGCGUACCCCUCAUUCAAGGAGAAAUUUGGAAGCUAUUAUGGUGGAACUGAAGGAUGGCAGGUCAAUGCGCCCUGGCAGACGGGCCUGGGCAUGGCAAGCACGGUUGGAUGCAUCUUCGGUGGACUUCUUAACGGCUAUCUUGCAUCCAAGUACGGUUACCGAUGGGUGAUGAUUAUCGCCUUGGGCUUUAUUAAUGUCUUUAUCUUCAUCGUAUUCUUCGCUACUGGAGACGUAAUGCUACUUAUUGGAGAAUUUCUCUGCGGUCUAUCUUGGGGCGUGUUCGCUACACUAGCUCCUGCAUAUGCAUCCGAAGUCUGCCCAACCAAUUUGCGUGGUUAUUUGACGACCUACGUGAACUUGUGUUGGGCCACCGGGCAAUUCAUCGCUUCUGGUGUCUUGCGGGGCUGUCUUCCAAUUGCGGGAGCCACUUCAUGGAAAAUACCCCUUGCCGUACAAUGGAUAUGGCCCAUUCCACUUAUGGUUGUUUGCUGGUUGGCUCCAGAAAGUCCUUGGUGGCUUGUCCGCAAUGACCGCAUCGAGGACGCCCAGCGCUCUAUCACCAGACUCAGCAAUAACAAGACAGAACAUCAGAUACAUGCCCAGGUUGCCAUGAUGCUGCAUACAGCUAAGACGGAAUCCGAAGUCACCAGGGGAGCGACAUAUGCCGAUUGUUUUAAGGGUGUGAAUCUACGACGUACCGAGAUUGUCUGCGUCGCUUUCUGUGGCCAGAUCCUAUCGGGAAGCACUUUCUCCUACACACCAACCUAUUUCUUCACUACGGCCGGAAUGGACAGUGCUGAUGCGUUUGAUCUCGGUCUUGGAGCAACAGCUGUGGCCUUUAUUGGGGUAAUUCUGUCUUGGUGGUUGAUAACCUGGUUCGGAAGACGAGCGAUUUACGUGACUGGCAUGGCGUGUCUGACCGUCAUCUUGAUGCUCAUCGGUAUCUUGAACGUUUCGGCGGGCAAACAUGCGCUCUGGCCAUCAGGAGGACUCUGUGUCUUGUGGCUAUUCAUCUACUCUUUGACUGUCGGUCCAAUUGCUUACAGUAUCAUAUCCGAGACAUCAUCUACCCGCUUGCGACCCCUCUCCGUUGUUCUUGCUCGUACUACAUAUCAGAUUGUGAAUGUCGUUUCGCAAGUCUUGGAGCCCUAUAUGAUGAAUCCGACAGCCUGGAACCUCUUAGGCAAAACAGGCUUCGUCUGGGGCUCCACAGCCUUCGUUAUGGUCGUAUGGUCGUACUUCCGCCUACCUGAGAUGAAAGGCCGAACUUAUGAGGAGUUGGACAUCUUGUUCACUAACAAGGUCUCUGCCCGGAACUUUUCUAAGACGAAGGUAGAUGCAUAUGCUUCAUCAUCGAGGGAGGAGUUUGUGCAUGCCGACGUCAAGGAAUAG
Molecule: messenger RNA, 1497 nt
Organism: Mollisia scopiformis
Lineage: Eukaryota; Fungi; Ascomycota; Leotiomycetes; Helotiales; Mollisiaceae
Product: sugar transporter-like protein
Exons: 8
Coding region: 1-1497 (498 amino acids)
Biological process (GO): carbohydrate transport; transmembrane transport
Cellular component (GO): membrane
Molecular function (GO): carbohydrate:proton symporter activity
Source: RefSeq, a predicted model, not a curated record